Messenger RNA from Empidonax traillii (willow flycatcher), 860 nucleotides. It is a transcript of the gene DYNLT2B, whose product is annotated as Tctex1 domain containing 2. The record is from RefSeq and is a predicted model, not a curated record. The transcript is spliced from 6 exons. Gene Ontology annotation, biological process: microtubule-based movement. NCBI's taxonomy places the organism in Eukaryota, Metazoa, Chordata, Aves, Passeriformes, Tyrannidae. Bases 64 to 489 code for a protein of 141 amino acids. Gene Ontology annotation, molecular function: dynein intermediate chain binding. Gene Ontology annotation, cellular component: cytoplasmic dynein complex; cytoplasm.
CGGCGGAAGCGGCGGGGGUUGUCCCGGUAACCCAACGCCGGGGAGGCUGCGGGGGCCGCGGCCAUGGGCGAGCUGGGCCCGGACGAUGGGGCCGGCAACACCUACAGCCUUCGGCCCGGCCUCCAGCACCGAUUUAAAUCGUCCACAGUAAAAGAAUGCAUCCAUGCAAUACUGAAGGAGAGGCUGGCCAAUGUACAGUACGACCCAGAAGAAAUGCCCGAGCUUACAAAGUCCUUAUCAGAAACAAUAAAAGACAGACUGAAAGAGGAGGGAUUUGACAGAUACAAAAUGGUGGUGCAGGUUGUGAUUGGAGAACAGAGAGGAGAAGGAGUGAAGCCCUGCUGGAGCACAAGAGCCAUGACACCUGCGGGUGUGUGGAUGGAGGAGAACGAGGCACUUCUGGCAUUCAGAUGCACUGGCCUGGGUUACACCAAAAGUGAGGACAGCCUGUUUUGUGUGGUAGCUGCAUUUGGCUGCUUCUACUAUUGAAAGUGGCAAACAUUGCACAGAGGGACAGAGUUGGAGGAGAAAGCUUUGCUUUGGGGUAUUUUUUGUUAAAGUGCACUAAAGCACCAUGUUCUUCCUUUAGUACCUAAGAAAAUAACAGCUCUACAAAGCAUGUCCUACACCUGGUCUACACACUACAACAUUCCUUCUUCCUUGUGGAUAUCAAUAGAGCUUUAAGCACAAUAUUAUUAUGUCCUUUAUUUAAAUGGCCCUUUGUUUUUUAUGUAGUAUGUUGGUUUUGUCCUAAAAGUGUAUUGUUUCUAAGACAAACUAAACUUUUGUCUUGAAAGGGUUCUGUUACUUUUAUUUUUAUGAAAUUAAUGAAAUAUUUAUAAGAAAAGAAACAUAAUAAA